Molecule: messenger RNA, 802 nt
Organism: Ceratina calcarata
Lineage: Eukaryota; Metazoa; Arthropoda; Insecta; Hymenoptera; Apidae
Gene: vnc
Product: GNAT family N-acetyltransferase vnc
Exons: 2
Coding region: 127-672 (181 amino acids)
Biological process (GO): N-terminal protein amino acid acetylation
Cellular component (GO): NatA complex
Molecular function (GO): protein N-terminal-serine acetyltransferase activity; protein-N-terminal-glutamate acetyltransferase activity
Source: RefSeq, a predicted model, not a curated record
CUGUUCACGAUUUGAAAAACGGCAGAUCGCGCGUGAAGAAGAUACGCAGGGAUUAAGAGGCAAAUUGAGGGAAUCCAGACGGGGUGAUAUAGGAAUUUCUCAGACCAGCUUAGCGCUGUUUCGAAAAUGUCGAUAAACAUUCGUUGUGCAACGACAGAGGAUCUCCUGAACAUCCAGCACUGCAACCUGCAGUGCCUGCCGGAGAACUACCAAAUGAAGUACUACCUCUACCACGCGUUAUCCUGGCCGCAGCUGAGCUACGUAGCAGAGGACGAAAAAGGUCGAAUCGUCGGUUACGUGUUAGCAAAAAUGGAAGAAGAUUGCGAGGACAACCCUCACGGGCAUAUAACAAGCCUCGCGGUGAAGCGCUCCCAUCGUCGCCUGGGCAUAGCCCAGAAACUGAUGAACCAAGCGUCCCGUGCGAUGGUCGAGUGCUUCAGCGCGAAGUAUGUCUCCCUCCACGUACGGAGAAGCAACCGCGCGGCACUCAAUUUGUAUACCAGUAGCCUUCAGUUCGAGGUGUCCGAGGUCGAACCGAAAUACUACGCGGACGGCGAAGAUGCUUACGCGAUGAAGAGAGAUUUGAGUAGCUUCUAUUUGGAGAAGGGCGCGCAAGGGAACAAGGAGGCGAAGGAGCAUGUGCAUACCGCGAGGUGCUGCGAUCGUUCUUAAGAGUCCGACGGCGAUUUGCUUAUUGUGUAUAGGUUUAUUGAUGUAUUUAUAGAGGUAAAUGUUGUUUAAGGCGACUAAGAAAUGUAAGGAUCGGUCGAAAUGUACAGAAUUAUAGUGUAUGGGUAUUGGA